GCUCACCGCCGAUCUCGUCCUGCGAUGGCCUGGUCUGCCGUCGUGGCGCCCUCGGGCCCGCAGUGGCCCGCCGCCUCCGCGGCCUCCGACGCUGCCGCGCCCGCACGGGCGAGCGCGGAGCGCCUCGCGGCCUUUGCAGAGUCUCUGGCGCCCUUCCUGGCCGGCGCCGGCAGCUGCCCCGGGCGGUCCGCCCAGCCCACGUUCAAGGUGGUGCCCGGGCAGGGGCCAGGCGACCCCGCGGGCAUCUCCUGCGACCCGGUGGAGGUGGCGGACGCGCUCGGCCACGAGGGCGAGCCGGCCGCAGAGGUGGCGCGGGAGAUGCUCGAGGGGCUGGCGCUGGCGAGCUUUGACAGGGCCACCCAGGCGCGCGCUGUGGUGACCGCCGCCGCGCUGCUGCAGGCGGCGGCCGCGCUGCUGGAGCAGGGCCUCACUCCGUGGGCGGUGCGGCAGGCCCUGCAGGACGCGGAGCUGGCCGCAGGGGAGGCGCUGGAGCGGCUGGCCGCGGAGCAGCUGGCCACGGAGCUGCUCGCGGGCGCUUCCGGCGGCUCGGCGCGCGGCCUCCCGCGCGCGGGCUCGGCGGGCCUUGCCGAGCGCGGUGCCAUCGGGGAGCCCCUGCCCCGCGCCUGCAGCGGCAGCGACGCAGAGGACGACAUAGGCUGGUUCUUGGGCGAGCCUGGCCCAGCGUGCGCGGAUGGCGCCGCCCAGGAGGCAGCACUGUGCGCGCCAACGCCCACGCCGCCCGGGCCCCACCCUGUGGCUUCUGGGGCCGCCCAGCGGAGCGAGAUGGACGACCUGGACGACAUCUGCGCAGAGUUGCAGCGUCGUUGUCGCUCUGUGGCGGCAGCACCCGACUGCAGCCGCGGGCGGCACUGCUUCGUCUACGCCACCGUCAGGACCCGGCUCCGUCCCGACUGCACGCUGCUUCGCGGGAUCGUGAGCCACGUGCCUCGCGAGUGCCUGGUGGCGAGUGACGCGACGCUGCUGGCAGAGCGCUGGCCACCGCUCAGGAGGGCCGUCUUCGUCGAUGCCGACCUCACCGUCGCCGCGUAUGAGACGUGCGCUCCCUCACGGCGCCGCCCACCCGAGACGUUUUUGCUGGCGGGCCCCGCGGUGUCAGUGGGCGCGGCGAGGGAGGCGGCGGUCGUGCAGGCGCUGCGGCGCCUGCUCGCGGCGCGGGGCACCGAGGCGCUCCUGGUGUCGGGCGAGGUGGCGCCCGCCGUGGCGAGCGCGUGCCGCGACGGCGGCGCGGUGCUCAUAUGGGGGCUCCCCGCCCGGCUCCUGGCCGCGCUGGCCCAGGACGCCGGGGCCCGCGUGCUGCGGGGGUUGCCGUCCAUCGCCGCGGGCGGCGGGCCAGUCGGCGAGAGGCCCGCGUGGGAGGCGGGCGUGGCCCUGCGGGUGGAGCUGCGGGAGCUGCAGCCGGAGGCCCGCCGCGGCUGCUUCUCGUACCCGCUGCUGGGCCGCAGGCAACCGAUCAUCGGUCCUCCCACACCAGUGCAGCACGGGAGAGGCGGUCGAGGCUCCUUGCUGGGAGUUGAGGGCCGCGGUGGAGGCCCACGGGCGGCGAGCAUAUCCGUGCCCGCGCCCUCGCGGUCUGGAUUCCCGGGCACGGCCCCGUGGAUGCGCGCGGCCGCGUGGAGGCGUUCCGCGCGGGGCGUCUCCGCGACGACAGAGCGCCAGCGCCCCGUCUCCGUGGGGUCGCGGCCCUGGGGCCCGGCCCACGACGCCGCGGAUGUAGACUGUGUUCCCCGCCCACGGAGAGGCGGGGGGCUCCUCGUCCACCGCGCUCCUCGGGGCAGCCUGUCAGCCCACGCUCCGGCACCUGCACGCCGAGCUCUCCGACCGCCUCUGCGCCGCGCUGCGCGACCACGAGGAGGGCGCCGGGGCCCGGUGGCUGCCCGGCGGCGGCGCCUGGGCGGCGGCCGUGGCCGAGGCCCUGGACGCCCGGGGAGGGGAAGAGGCCGCGGGCUCUUGGCGGGCGGCCGCGGGCGGCCCCGCGGCCGUCGCCCCGUGGGUGGCGCCCGCGGCGGACCCGCUGGCUUCGGCUGCCGCCAUGGCCCGUUUCGCGGAGGCCUUCCGGGCGGUGGCCGCGCGGGAGGCCGAGGCGAUGUGGCCAGAGGUGGACCCGGGCAUCGGCGAGCCAGAGGGGCUGCUGCCGGAUGCCGGCGCGGGGCGGGAGCGCCUCUCUGUCGUCGGGGCGGCGCUGCAGCGCGCCGUCCGGGCGGCGCUGCUUCUGACCAGUCUGGGCCGCGCAGCCAAAAGAACAGGUAAGCUGGCGAAGGACCCAACCAUGUGCAGCUGCGGGUGCCAGAAAGGCAAGUGAGAAGAGGGG
This is a messenger RNA of Prorocentrum cordatum, 2329 nucleotides long. The record is from the annotation of a GenBank genome assembly. Lineage: Eukaryota; Dinophyceae; Prorocentrales; Prorocentraceae.